AUGGAGGCGGCUCUGACCGAAUUUACACUGUUCCCUCAAUUACCAGCCGAGCUAAGGAUCAAAAUAUGGGAGUUGGUACCAAGACCUAGCCGCGUGGUUGGCGUUUUGCCUCCAGCCUCUAACUGGUAUCGUCACUACUACCGCGCAAUUGGCUCUAGAGCAAGCUCCGGCGGGGGGCAUCAAGCUUGGCAGCGCUACCAUUAUCGAUAUAUCGUUCAGCCCAGAGAACAUGCCAUAUUUCCUCUGCUUCAUGUAAACCGCGAGGCCCGAGACGUCUGGCUGCCACACUUUUUUCAACCUUCUCGCCAUUCUCGAGUAUCGGAUCUUGAUAUUGGAUUCGAUACGCCAUUUAUCAGCUAUGACACCGAUAUUUUCACAGUGUUUGAUGGGUGGCCGUCAAGAGGCAUCCCCGUGGAUGCUUAUCGCAGCCCCGUGAUACUUGACGACGACGACGAGCCAGUAGAUGGCUUUAUAGCCCUCGACCGAAGGCGAAUAAAAAACGUUGCGCUUUGUGAAAUCCCAGGCGACAUAACAUCUUUCACUGGCUCCGUUGCCAUUCGUCAAUUACCGAACCUGCAAAACCUAACAAUCCUGGCUUUGGGACCCAACUCGAAUUAUCGACCAGCGUCUCUCGCUUCUAAAAACGGCAGUGAAGACAGUCUACCAAUUCUCGAGAUGCUAGCAGUGGAUAUCCAGCGAGGUAGCUCUGAUAUCUAUGAGCUGCCUUUAGACUUGGUCCACAAGAGCCCGUUUCUCAACGGUUCGAGACUACGGCAUGCAAUAGCCUUGUCGCCCAGUAUACGCCCACUAUUUCGCUAUAAAACAUUCAUCCUAUCCUUAUUGUGGCAUGAACUUAGGCAAAAGAAUGCGGCAGAAGCAAUAUCGGCAUCGUGGUGGGAAUACACCGAGUACUUGUUUGAAGACUGCCGUGAAGAAGCACAGUGCCCUUUAAUGUUGAGCGGCUGCGGCAUUGAAGGCCAUACAAAACGCGAAAUGAUGGACUGGAAGCCUAAUUUUGAGAUUAAUUAUAAGCUUCUUUAUGCCACUGAGUGGAAAGAUGAGCUGAAGCGGAUUGGGGUCAUUAGAACAUGA
Trichoderma gamsii is the source of this 1092-nucleotide messenger RNA. RefSeq lists its product as hypothetical. The transcript has a single exon. Bases 1 to 1092 code for a protein of 363 amino acids. NCBI's taxonomy places the organism in Eukaryota, Fungi, Ascomycota, Sordariomycetes, Hypocreales, Hypocreaceae. The record is from RefSeq and is a predicted model, not a curated record.